This is a messenger RNA of Acanthosepion pharaonis, 879 nucleotides long. The record is from the annotation of a GenBank genome assembly. Lineage: Eukaryota; Metazoa; Mollusca; Cephalopoda; Sepiida; Sepiidae.
AUGAUCGGAGUUGUGAGAUUCAAUGUCUUAUCUAAUGUCUCGAGUAGACGACACUUAAUUCGACACUUUCGAUCGAGGCUCCUUGAAAUUGACGCUAAUUUUAUCUAUCUAUCUAUCUAUCUAUCUAUCUAUCUAUCUAUCUAUCUAUCUAAGCCUUCUGUUCAUAUCUAUCUAUCUAUCUAUCUAUCUAUCUAUCUAUCUGUUCGUAUGUAUGUAUCUAUCUAUCUAUCUAUCUAUCUAUCUGAUCUCUUAUCUAUUCGUAUUAUCUAUCUCAGUUUGUUCAUCUAUCUAUCUAUCUAUCUAUCUAUCUAUCCAUCUAUCCCAUUCUGUUCGUAUUCAUCUAUCUAUCUAUCUAUCUAUCUCCCAUCUAUCUUCUAUCUAUCUAUUCAUUCUAUCCCAUUCUGUUCGUAUCUAUCUAUCUAUCUAUCUAUCUAUCCGUCCCAUUCUCGCUCCUUCACCUUAUUUACUGUUGCCUACCGCUCCUUUUUACCAUAUCCUUUUACCUUGUUGCCACUCCUUUUAAUAUAUCGUUUAACCUCUUACUCCUACCAUAUGCUUUUUAUCUUUUUUGCACUUUUAAUAUCCUUUUACCUCCUACUUUUACUUUUUACCGCUUGUAUCCUUUUACCAUAUCCUUUUUAUCUUUUUACUGUUGUCCCUUACCGCUUUUUUUUUGCCAUUUUUACUAUAUCCUUUUAUUCUUUUUUUACCAUAUCUUUUAGCCGUUACCACCGCUUCUUUUUUUUUUAUCGUAUCCUUUUCCUUUUACCUCUUACUGUUGUCGCUUCUUUUACUAUAUCCUUUUACCUUUUUUCCAUAUCCUUUUAUACCUUCUUUUACCUUUUAUACCGUUUUACACACAACAAAUUCCUUCAGUAA